CCGUCAGCAUUACGUCAGGGCUCACCGGCGUAGCGAGACGUCCGCUCCCUCGUUCCGCACUAUCUACACGCACGUUUACCGGGCCUCGUUCUCCCUCGCUCUGUCAUGGAAAAUAAAUCUCUAAAGGAGACGGAGAGGAGCUGCGUUCUCUGCUGCCAGGAUGUGGACAUCUUCGCCGUGGGGAAGUGCGACCACCCGGUGUGCUACCAGUGCUCCACCAAGAUGCGGGUGCUCUGCGACCAGAAGUACUGCGCCGUGUGCCGCGAGGAGCUCGACAAGGUGAUUUUCAUCAAGAAACUUCAACCAUUUGCUACAAUAGACUCCGAGCAGUUCCAGUGUGAGAAAAAGUAUGACAUUUAUUUCACCAAUGGCAAGAUCUAUGCACAGUUCAGGAAGAUCCUGCAGUCUGAAUGUCCACAAUGUCCAGAACCAAAAGUGUUUUCUAAAUUUGAAGAGUUGGAACAACAUAUGAGGAAGCAACAUGAGCUGUUUUGCUGCAAAUUGUGUGCUAAACACCUGAAGAUUUUCACCCAUGAGAGGAAGUGGUAUAGCCGCAAAGACUUGGCUCGACAUCGAACUCAGGGGGACCCUGAUGAUACCUCUCACCGCGGUCACCCUCUCUGUAAAUUCUGCGAUGACCGUUACCUAGAUAAUGAUGAACUGCUGAAACACCUGCGCCGAGAUCACUAUUUCUGCCACUUUUGUGAUUCUGAUGGAGCACAGGAGUACUACAGUGACUAUCCGUACCUGCGUGAUCAUUUCCGCGAGAGUCACUACCUGUGCGAAGAAGGCCGCUGUAGUACAGAGCAGUUCACCCAUGCUUUCCGCACAGAGAUUGACUACAAAGCUCAUAAGGCAGCUGCCCACAGCAAGAGCCGAGCUGAAGCCAGACAGAACCGUCACAUAGAGCUGCAGUUUAACUACACCCCACGACACCAACGAAGGACCGAUGGUAUUGGAGGGGAGGACUAUGAAGAAGUGGAUCGCUUUAACCGGCAGGCGAGAGCAGGAAGGGGUGCGUCUCGGAUGACCCACCAGAACAGGAGAGUGAGCUGGAGAUACAACAGGGAGGAGGAGGACCGGGAAGUUGCAGCUGCAGUUCGCGCUUCCAUAGCCGCCUCCCGACAGGAAGAGAGGAGGCAGGCCCUGGAACGAGAAAUCCCAAAGGCACGCAGGGAAGAGAAAAUGGAGAUGGAUGAUGACCGAAAUCUAGGGAGUGCAGCCAAGCCAACUGAAGUUCUAACCCCCAGGGAUACAGGGCGAUCUUUUGGUGUAACGGAAUCAAUAAAGGGCGAAGAUUUCCCAGUUUUGGGGGCUACAUCAGCGGAUACACCACUACCACCCUUGGCGAGCAUGAUCAAAUCUGCCCCUGUGAAACUGGAAGAAGCUGAUUUCCCCAGCCUGUCCAGUGCAACCUUGUCCACCCCCAUGACUCCAGCAUACAGUGUUCAGUCCUGGAAUCCCUCUUCCUUUCAGGAGGAAGAUUUUCCGGCUCUCGUCUCCAAAAUCAGACCCCAGAAGCCAGUGGGCAACACUUUGUCCGCUUGGUCUCAGUGUGGCAACAAAAAUACGGCACAGGCCACCAAAGCAGGACCAAGACCUGUGCCUCCCUCCAACACCUCUGCAAGCCACCUUCUAGCCUCGGUCUCCCAGUACAAAAAGAAGUCCACUCAAGGAAAUGGUGCUAAAGCACCUUCCAGGAUCAGGACCGCAUCUUCCGAGGAGGAAGAAGAGUCUGGCAAGACGGUCCAGGACAUCCGCAGUGUGCCUACCAUGCUGGACAUUUCAUCGCUGCUGACGAGUAAGGGCUUACCAUCGGGCCCCAAGGUGAGCAAGAGGAAGAAACAGCCCACCGCCGCUAUGUCCAGUACAUGGCCAACUGCCGGGGAGGUCAGCGUGGCCCAAAAAGAGAAUGUUCCAGAGGCUAGCUUGCCCCCUGUGCAAAACAGUCCCAAACCGACUGCAACCCCUAAGUCAAACCUUCUCUUUAAUGGGAACACGAACAAGCCACUGGAGAACCCAGCUGUGGUUUCCAAAGAGCCGCCUGGACUGCAAAAGCAAGCCGACUGUAACCCUUGUCUGCUUCCCGGGGAGGAGGAGUUCCCUGCGUUGAUACCGAGAAAACCUCCUCCAGGGUUUAAAAAUACGUUCCCAGUGAAAGCGACCCAGAACGGCCUUCCCCCUCCGCCCCCUGGGUUGGUGGGCCCUCCUAGCAAGCCACCACCUGGAUUCACCGGUGUCCCUCUGAAUGCAAACAUUGGACCUGCGCUCUUUACAGCUACUGAGACAGCAGCACCACCACCAAGGACCUACCUCAAACCAGAGAAGUUCCAGGAGAGAAAUAUGGACCUGAUACAAUCAAUAAAAAAUUUUCUUCAGAAUGAUGAAUCCAAGUUCAAUGAAUUCAAGACUUACUCAGUACAGUUCCGACAGGGAGUGAUCUCAGCUGCCCAGUACCACAAGAGCUGCCAAGAGCUACUGGGCGAUAAUUUCAGGAGGAUCUUCAAUGAGCUUCUGGUGCUCCUGCCAGACACGGCGAAGCAGCAGGAGCUCCUUGCCGCCCAUGGGGACUUGAAGGCUUUGGAGAAACAGGCCGGCAGCAAGCCCAAGAAGAACAAAAAGAAUGCGUGGCAGAGCAGCUCCACCAACAGCAGCCUGGAGCUCGACUGUCUGAUCUGUCCGGCCUGUAGCCAGGUCCUGGCCCAGAAGGACUUCGCUGCCCACAAAACUUUGCACAUGGCAGAUGAUGACUUCCCAUCUCUGCAGGCCAUCAGCAAGAUCAUCAGCUAACCUCUGCAAGGCUACCGCACUCAGAUUCUGGCUGGGUCCAGGGAUGUCUGUACUGUAGGGGAAUGUGCUUUCUCGCAGGAAAUGGGUCU
Messenger RNA from Scleropages formosus (Asian bonytongue), 2879 nucleotides. It is a transcript of the gene znf598, whose product is annotated as zinc finger protein 598. The coding region runs from base 106 to 2790 and encodes 894 amino acids. The transcript is spliced from 12 exons. Gene Ontology annotation, molecular function: ubiquitin protein ligase activity; ribosome binding. NCBI's taxonomy places the organism in Eukaryota, Metazoa, Chordata, Actinopteri, Osteoglossiformes, Osteoglossidae. Gene Ontology annotation, biological process: protein ubiquitination; rescue of stalled cytosolic ribosome. The record is from RefSeq and is a predicted model, not a curated record.